AUGGGAGCUGUCAGGUUGGGCUGGAGAGUGACAACAGGCGCACGCUGGGCACCCGGGCUGCAUCCCCGCCCGCGGCACGCGGCCGGAGAGGUUCCCCCGCCACGCACGCCGGGAUUGCCUUCCCACUAGGCUCCGGCGGCGCGGCUUGGGGAGAGCAGGGGAAGGCAGCGGAGGCGCGGUGUGGGGAACAGCGAAGAAGCCCCUAACAAAGCAGCUCUGGGAGGGCCGAGCGCCUCCGCCUCCUCCCGCAAUAGGUCCGCGAAGCUGCCUGUCACUGUGCAUAGGUAGAGGUGGCCAAUGACGUAGAGAGAAGGAGCUCGAGUUGGCGCGCGCGCGCGCGCGCGGCUCGGUUUCAGUGGGAUUGGUCCGAGGUAA
Delphinapterus leucas (beluga whale) is the source of this 375-nucleotide messenger RNA. The record is from RefSeq and is a predicted model, not a curated record. NCBI's taxonomy places the organism in Eukaryota, Metazoa, Chordata, Mammalia, Artiodactyla, Monodontidae.